AAUCAUUCACUUGAUGUAGGCUUACUUACAAUCUAUUGGGGAAUGGCAGAGCCUUUCUGAAGAAUUAAAACUUAAAACUUUUUAGGAAAGAAAGAUUUCUUCAUUGAGACAGUUCCUGAUUAUAAUCCUCAAAUAAAUCUCAUAAUAACAUAUAACAUAAACCCAAGAUCUGGGAUCUUCCGUAGCUGGUCGUGUACGUAGAGUGAAGAGAGGAAGGAGGCGUUCCGAAGAGACACGAAGGGCGGGGAAUACAGAAAUUCACAACAGGGGCUAGAAAGACACAGAAAAUGGCAAAGCGAAUCUGCAAAACACUCGCGCUUGCAGAACGUGUUGAAGUGCUAAAAAAAUUAGACAAUAAAGAAAGUCAGACAUCAAUUGCUUUAAGUUUUGGCGUGAAUCAAAGCGCCAUUUCAAGGAUCCAGAAAAACAAAGAGAAGAUCUUGGAAGAAUGGCAGAAUAACGGGAAUCCCCACAGGAAGCGCAACAGGGCAGGGAAAGCUGGAGAUGUUGAAGCAGCGCUUCUGCAGUGGUUUAUUCAAGCGGAAACCAGACAGAUUCCUGUAAGCGGCCCGUUACUGAUGGAGAAAGCCAAUCGGCUAGCACAAGGGCUCGGGCUGUUGGACUUCAAAGCCACAAGCGGGUGGCUAGAAAGGUGGAAAGAGCGCAAUUCCAUCAGGUUUAAAAAGCAGCGCGGGGAGAAGCAAGAAGCAGGCGUCUUCACUGCGGAGCGACGAGUCGUGGAGCUGCUUCCCGACAUUAUCAAAGACUACAACCCAGCAGACAUUUUUAAUGCAGAUGAAACUGGGUUGCACUGGAGAGCCAUUCCAGAUGGAAAGAGGUCAGAAGCGGCAGGAGCGAAAAUGGCAAAAGACCGCGUCACUUUACUGCUUGCGUGUAACAUGGAUGGAAGCGAGAAAUUGCAGCCCUUAGUUAUCGGUAAGAGUAAGAAUCCACCCUGCUUUAAGAAUGUAAAGAGACUGCCAGUGGCCUAUGAAGCCAAUAUGAAUGCGUGUAUGACAGGAGAAAUUUGGGAAGAGUGGCUUAAAAAAAUAGACAAUAUCAUGAGAGCCAAGAAACGAAUGAUUCUGAUGCUAUGUGGCAAUUGUGCUGCACACGUCAAUUACGUUAGAUUAACAAACAUCAAACUCGUUUUCCUUCCUCCAAACAAUACGUCUCUUAUCCAACCAAUGGAUCAAGGCAUUAUCGCCAACUUCAAGAAGCAGUACAGGUCACUUUUCCUUCGGCAGCUCGUGAACACUAUCGAUAGCACAGAAUCCGACGCAACAGCAGUACAAGAAGCCGGAAAACUCACCCUCUUGGACUCUUUGCAUCUGCAGAGAGAAGCCUGGAACAAAAUCACUGAGUUGACCAUAGCCAACUGCUACCGACGAGCCAGUUUCAUUAAACAGUUAUACCAAGCAGAGCUGCCAGUGAUCGAUGGUGAGGACAAUUCAGAUGUCUUUGUGCCAGCAGGAAUGGAGUUAGAAGACUUCAGUCGCUACGUCGCUAUAGACAACGACCUAGCCACUGAUGAAGAGAAAUCUGACACUGACAUGUGUGCUUACGCCCAGCAAUCGCCAGAGACAGCAGACUUGGAGCCUGACGAUAGCGAGGAAGCAGCUAAAGAAACAACUGGCCCAAGUUUCUCAGCAGCCCUGCAGAGCCUCCGCACGCUGCGAGCCUUCAUGGAGGCAAAUGGUUGUCAGUCUUAUGACAGUUUUUACAGUUUACAGUCAGUUGUUUAUCAGCUCAAUCGGCCGAAUACUGUGCAGACUUCCAUCAAAGAUGUUUUAGCUAGGUUGUAGUCACAACCUAGCUGUAUUAUUGUAUUACAAUAACUGACUUUUAUACUGUACAUUAUUUUACUUGUCAUAUCGUGCGUUGCCAGAGAAUAAGUUGUUUGCAUUGAGCGUGUAACGUAUUUCAAGUUGGCUUUUUUUAUAACAUGUUCAGUAUUUUAAGUUACUUGUUAAAAUAUAAGAAUAAAAUAGUUAUUAAUCUGAUCAAAAACGAGUCGUAUAUACAGACCUAUUGUCAUUGUAU
Polyodon spathula (Mississippi paddlefish) is the source of this 2043-nucleotide messenger RNA. Its product is annotated as tigger transposable element-derived protein 4. The record is from RefSeq and is a predicted model, not a curated record. Gene Ontology annotation, molecular function: DNA binding. Lineage: Eukaryota; Metazoa; Chordata; Actinopteri; Acipenseriformes; Polyodontidae. Bases 288 to 1805 code for a protein of 505 amino acids. Gene Ontology annotation, cellular component: nucleus. The transcript is spliced from 2 exons.